Marasmius oreades (fairy-ring Marasmius) is the source of this 318-nucleotide messenger RNA. RefSeq lists its product as uncharacterized. Gene Ontology annotation, cellular component: mitochondrial large ribosomal subunit. Lineage: Eukaryota; Fungi; Basidiomycota; Agaricomycetes; Agaricales; Marasmiaceae. The transcript is spliced from 4 exons. Gene Ontology annotation, molecular function: structural constituent of ribosome. The coding region runs from base 1 to 318 and encodes 105 amino acids. The record is from RefSeq and is a predicted model, not a curated record.
AUGUUUGGCCCAUUUCGAGCCUCACACAUAAGUUCAGGUGGCCUUCUCUGGAAGAUACCUUGGAAAUUAUCUGCCACUAGAAAGGCGAACGCUCGAACAAGACUAAAGAAAGUGGAUGCCGUGAUUGAAGCGGUUCGAGCGAGUGGGGUCGAAUGUGCAGCUCUAGACAGAGCACUGGAGCUUCCCAAGGAGCACGAAAUGCCUGCACGCGACAAAUAUACCGUCUUUUCACCUCAUGAACGAGGCUACCGUAAAGGUAUACACAAAGUACCUAAAUGGACAAGAAUAACACACAGAACGAACCCACGGGGUUUCUAA